Messenger RNA from Xiphophorus hellerii (green swordtail), 3953 nucleotides. Its product is annotated as protein FAM163A-like. The record is from RefSeq and is a predicted model, not a curated record. The transcript has 4 exons. The coding region runs from base 390 to 854 and encodes 154 amino acids. Lineage: Eukaryota; Metazoa; Chordata; Actinopteri; Cyprinodontiformes; Poeciliidae.
CGCUCCGCAGCCGGGCUGGUGCUGCUGCUGCUGCUGCUGCUGGCGCCUCGCCUCGUCCGUCUCCAGCUCCUCGCGCUCAGGGGAGCUGCCAUGAGAUCUCCUCGCGCUCCUGCUCACCUGCAUCUGGCUGCUAGAAGACGCGCGGGAAGCGGGAAGCGGGACUGACCAGCCGCAGAUCAUGACUUCAUAGGUUUCUGGAUCGGAAAACGGGCUCCGGGCAUCUCUAAUUGCACUGACCGGUGCCGGGGGUCGAGAUCUCUGGACCCUGAACCCGUCACUCAAACAGGUUGUCGGGGUGUUUGUCACUCUGAAAGGGGUCUUCGGGGCACAGCCGAGGAUGCUACCCCCCAGAUGGUGACUCCGAAAGGGUUGGAUGGAGAGCUGGUCGAAUGUCAGCGGGAACUAUCGUGAUAACCGGAGGAAUUCUUGCUGGGGUGAUACUGCUGUGCAUCGUAGCAGUUCUCUGUUACUGUAGACUCCAGUAUUACUGCUGUAAGAAGAACGAGUCCGAGGCGGACGUGGGCUCGGUGGCGGGAGCAGAUCCUCUGUCUCACUUCCCCUGCAACGCCUGCAACGCCCUGGCCAUGGACGGGACCGACAUCACGCCCGUCUCCCUGGACCAGCUGGACUCGGGUUCGCACCACAGCCCCUGCCCCUCGUGUUCGCCGUACCCCGUCCGCUCUGGACUCACAGACGACAUGCGUAACGGAGGGGAGCGGCUGGGCUUCUACUACGAAAACCCGUCAGUGUCUCUUCCUUUGCCUGUCAACCACCCGACUUCGUCCCCUCUGAGCUACUACAACCCCACGGACGCUUUCCCUCCCCCGCCGCGCCCCUACAGCACCGACGUCUGACUCUCUCCUCACUGGACUCUUCUUCACACACAUAUUUACACCAACACACUUAACUUUACUUGCACAAGCCAUUUAGAAUAACAACAACAAAAAAGUAAAUGUAUUAAAACAUGGCACAAUUACACCUAGAUUAUUGCACAUUCUGACUUUAGUCACAGUCACCCACAGACUCAGCCCACUGACUGAGCUCCUGUGUGGGCAACAAAAUCAUGCAGCAGCUCACAAACGCUGCAGCAAGAAUUUAUUUUCCUCUCCUGUAAAAGGCAGACUGUUCGUCCACGGCUAUGGGGCUAAAUCACCGGUGACUGCAUCGGAGGCAAGACCACUCCACCAGUAAGGAUAAACAAGAUAAACAGAUUACGAAAUCCAAGGAUUUGUAAUCUGCAAUAUACAGUAAAAAUUAAACCAACAUAUACAUCAUUUGUUUGAAGUUUUAUUUUUUUUUUAGUGUGCUGUUGCUAGUCUGAAGGAGUUGAAUGGAGGAGUCUCAGGGGAGGCAGAAGUUUGGCUUGGAGACUGCAGCCUCGGCGAGAGCGUUCGCUCCGGCUCCUCUGAAAGGCUGCCACUGCAGAUUAAAGGAUUUCUCAAACAUGCAUGAAGCAAUCAAAGCAACACUCCAGGUAUAUUUUUGAUGAGAGGAUAACCUUAUAACAUGAUGUAAAGCUACAAAAAAAGAAGCCAAUUUUACAUAAUAGCCCCCUUUCAAAUAAAACAACAUGACUUGCCAAACCUCUGUCAGUCUAGAUUAAAGUCACUUUUUAGGAAAUAUGCUACAUGACCAGUAAUCUCUGCAUAGAGCUGAAAAACAUGGGCUUCCCCUGCCACUAGAGGAGAAUGUGCACAUCAUCAUCGCUCCGAUUGCAGAAACCUUCUGUAGGGGAGCCAUAUUUGUGGUUUAUGAAUGAGAUUGCACCAAAUUUGUGUAAAUAAGGUUGAUUAAGAUUGUCGUUAGAUCUGAUGUGUCACUCUUCUUCUCUCAAACUGAAAGCAUGAAUAGUCAAGGAAAUUCCUGACUCUCAGUUCAAGCUUAAGUGACUAGUGGAUUUUUUUUUUUUUACCUCUCAUAUCAGCAGGAAGUCACAUGGGAACCGAGAGUUAAAAUCCGAUUAGCAAUGAAGGCACAUGAUCGAUCUGUGUUCAUGUGUUGCGUCACCAUAUAGAGGACUUUCCUCCACAUCGGCUCAGUUUCUGUUUCUCUUUCUCUUUCCGGAUGUUAACUCAGACACUCAAAGUGUGACCCCCGCCCUCCCUGAGCCUUUCAGCCUCCUGUACAUGAGGGCUAACAGUUUUCUACUAGGCCUAGUCGUUUGCCAGUAAUAGAAACUCACCGCGGAGUUUUGUCCAGAGGUGAAACAGGGAACGGAAAGGGGAGUUUUUAUGCAAUUUUGUGCAUCUUGCAGUUUUUUUUUUCAGUUAGUUUCAGUCAACAAAGAAAGUCUCACGUGUGUUUUAGUUGUGAUCUCUAUUCUGGUAAAUGUAAGGAAGCCAGACUAUUAAAAUGAAAAAGGUUUGUUUCCUGGUGUAAAAGCUGGUGGUGCUGUGAGUCUUUUCUUGUUUGUGAAUUCAGACGAAAGAUAACGGACGAUCCUUUUCUCUUUUUGUUUAAGUGAAAACGAGAAAAAAAAUCCAACAUAAAGUAAGAUUGUGUACUAUAUUUUAGUGAUUUAAAAUCGCCAUCCUGUCUGCCACGGUACAGUAACAACAUGCAGUGUUAUUUCACAGUAUAUGCCUGAAUUGAUAUAUAUUUUUGUGAAACUCCUGGUGAAUAUCAUUGUUGCUUUAUUUCCUACUCUUCUAUUUAAUGUUCUCUUUGUAUUCCUGUGUUUUUUUGUGUUCCUGUCAGAAAAAAUGCGGUACUGUAAGUAGGAACAAGAAAUGUAUAUUUAGAGAUGGAGUUUUACAUUCCUAAAAAAUUAUGAUAAAAGUUGUGCUCAGACAAACAAAUAUACUACUGCCAAGACUUCUAUUUAAGAAACGGUAUUUUGUCAGAAACAAGUGAUUUGCACAAGUAUUCAUAGUCCGUUAACACCUUCACAUUUUGUCACAACUUUCCUGUCGGUUUUGGGGUUUCAUGCCGUAGACCAGCACAGAGCAGAGUCUAGUUUUGAAGUGAAAGAAAGGGGGGAAAAAACCCCAAAGGUUUUAGAAUUAAAAAUGUGAGAAAUGUCACAUGCAUUUUUCAUAUCCACUCCCAUUUUUCUUUUAAAGAAAACAUCUACCGGUUUUAUCCUUCCAAACUUUUUCAGGGUUUUUCUGCCCAUUUUUUAUUGCAAAAGAAGUUAGGUUCUGUCAAAUUAGGUUGAUAACAUCAGCCAACAUCGACACCCCCCAAAGAUUCUCAUUUGGAUUUAGGUUCAGACUUUGACUAGGUCAUUCUAACACAUGAUUAUUCUUUUAUCCAUACCGUUCAUUUAGCUCUGACUGUGUUCAGGGCCUUUGUCCAGGCGGAAGGUGAAACCUCUUCUCCAGUUUCAAGUGUUUUGCAGCCUCUAAAACGUUUUUCUUCCAGGGUCGCCUCCUGUUUAGCACCAUUCAUUUCCUGAUCAACUCUGAGCAGGGAAACACCCCAGCAUGAUGCUGCCACCACCAUGUUUCACUGUUGGGUUUCUUCCACACUUCCUGAGUUCAGAGGAUUUUACUUCAGGGUGGCAGAGGAAAGGGGAAUGAAUGCAUAUAAGGAUUUUUCUUUGUAAAAUACUUGUGUUCGUCUGCUGCACAAAACCUCAACAACAUACAAAUGUGAAAAAUUUCCCUGUGAAUGAAUGCGGUUUUUUGUUGUUUUUUUAAGGCGCUGGCCUUCUGUUGCAUCACGUUGUCGACGCAGAGCUUUGCCUCAUCAAUUUGCUGUUUCAAACGCGCUUUUGUGUUUCUAUGAUGCAGCACAAUGCCAUUCCCUGUCUCUGGCAGAUGAAGCUCUGUGCUUUUGUUCAGCGGCUUGCUCUUAUUUUCAGAUUUCUCUGAUUUCUUUUCAGCUGUAUUGAUGGGUUAUCUUUUGGUACACACUGUUAGAGUGAGAAAAUCCAUCACCUGUUCACACCUUUUUAUUAUUAUUAUUGUUAUUAUUUUGAGGAGAAAAUAAAUGUUUAUAUGUCUCCCUUG